AUGAGGUUGAGGGGACUGGGCGCGGCAGUGGUUGAGGGGAGUGGGAGCGGCAGUGGUGCGUGCUGUAGUUGGUUGAGGGGACUGGGCGCGGCAGUGGUUGAGGGGAGUGGGAGCGGCAGUGGUGCGUGCUGUAGUUGGCUGAGGGGACUGGGAGCGGCAGUGGUAGUGUUGCAGUUGGUUGAGGGGAGUGGAGCGGCAGUGGUAGUGUUGCAGUUGGCUGCGGGGACUGGGAGCGGCAGUGGUACGUGUAGUAGUUGGCUGAGGGGACAGGGAGCGGCAGUGGUAGUGUUGCAGUUGGCUGAGGGGACUGGGAGCGGCAGUGGUAGUGUUGCAGUUGAGGGGACUGGGAGCGGCAGUGGUUGUGUUGCAGUUGGUGAGUGCGUUGCUAGGCUGAGGGGACUGGGAGCGGCAGUGGUUGAGUGGACUGGGAGCGGCAGUGGUAGUGUUGCAGUUGGUGAGUGCUUUGCUAGGUGA
Messenger RNA from Babesia bigemina, 474 nucleotides. RefSeq lists its product as hypothetical. The record is from RefSeq and is a predicted model, not a curated record. The transcript is spliced from 13 exons. NCBI's taxonomy places the organism in Eukaryota, Apicomplexa, Aconoidasida, Piroplasmida, Babesiidae. The coding region runs from base 1 to 474 and encodes 157 amino acids.